CGAGCAUAUAAUAAAGAAAGCUCCAUGGCGUCUAACAACUACUACCAUAACGGCCGUCAGGGCCGGUCUAACAACUACCCCUCGGCAUCACUACCAGUACCGCCAAUGCCGCCGCAACCUCUAUACCCUAUGCCUCCAUACCCGACGGCGCCCUAUCCUACAGUUCCAUACCCUACAUCUCCCUACCCCAUCCCCAUGCCCCUAUACACCGCGCCAUCCCCUCCCCUACCACCCCGCAGCCCGCGAAACCGCCCAGCACCGCUCAUCCCCAACAUAAACGUCGGCCCCACCCUCGUAGACAACUUCGUCGAGCGCGCCCACACGCGCCUCGAGCCCAGACGCACCACCAACCCGACCUGGACGGAAGACGCCCUAACCAACGACCUCCAAGACCAACUCGCCGGCGUCAAGCGCAGCAUCCAAGACAUCGUCAGCCAGGAAUUCCACCUCCCCGGCGACAUCGUCCCCCGCGUGACGAUCCGCCUGUCCGCCGUCGACCUGCGGCCCGACGGGACAUGGCACCACGGCCGCGGCGAGCUCUGGCGCACCGGCGCCGCCGUCCUGAUGCCCAAGAUCGUAAUCCGCAUGCCGGAGCGCCGGGCCCCCGAGCGCCGCGGCACCGGCCGACGAAUCGCCACGGGCCCGACGCCUCGCGACCGCGCGUACAUGGACGCCGGGAAGCGCGUCCUGGACGCCGUCGUCCACGGCCGCGGUCUGAACCGGUACGACGUGCGCACCGAUCUGCGCGGUCUCCCGUUCGACCCGGCCGGCGACCUGCCGCACGCGUGCUUCGAGUUCUCAGAGGGCGAGGGCUCGACCGAGGACGUGUGCAAUUUCAUGCCCACGCACGUCCACGUGUACCUGCCGGCCAAGGUGAAGCGGGUCGACAAUCGCAACACCUGGUUUUACGAGCGGUUGUAUGGCGGGAACUCCCGGGCUAUUACGCAUCUGACGAGUUGGGCUAGCCGUCGGAACAUCGAUUUGAGUUUUCUGACGACGGCUCGCGCUUAAGUACCUUAGGAGGUACCUAACCUAAGGAGUAAGAACCCGAGUCUGGAGUGAAAAGUUAGUUCGUGAUUUAAUCGGGUGGGUGGUAUAACUGGUCGAACGUAGGAGAGUAAGACGGCGUUGAUGGGCCUAUACCGCUACCGGAUUUGAAUUAUUCCCAAUUAAGCUUCGAAAUUGAUACCCAUUUAUAUGUAGUAUUAUUAGUUUAUCAUCAAGAAAAG
Molecule: messenger RNA, 1229 nt
Organism: Daldinia vernicosa
Lineage: Eukaryota; Fungi; Ascomycota; Sordariomycetes; Xylariales; Hypoxylaceae
Exons: 1
Coding region: 25-1011 (328 amino acids)
Source: RefSeq, a predicted model, not a curated record